GAGAGAGAGAGAGAGAGAGAGAGAAAAAGAGAGAGAGAGAGAGAGAGAGAGAUGGAGCAGCGGGCAUGGACGGAGCAGGACUUUUUGAGCUGCUGCGGCAGCAAGAGAUUCGCCAAGGAGAUGGUGUCGUCCUCCCCCUUCCCCGACCUCGACCACGCCCUCCAAACCGCCAGGCUCAUCUGGUUCAACAAGGUCGACGUCCAUGGCUGGCUCGAGGCCUUCGCCGCCCACCCAGCGAUCGGCGCCUCUUCCCCCUCCAUCUCCCAGUGGAGCAAGGAGGAGCAGUCCGCGGCUGCAGCGACUGCAACGGAUUCCGCCCUGCGGGAAUUGGUGGAGUGGAACGAGAGAUACAGGGAGAAGUUUGGAUUUGUGUUUCUCAUAUGCGCAUCCGGGAGGGGCACGCCGGAAAUUUUAGCUGAAUUGAAGAAACGCUACCUGAAUCGGCCAAUCGUUGAAUUUGAGAUAGCAGCACAGGAGGAGAUGAAAGUAAUUGAAUUGCGCCUUGCAAAGCUUUUUGCAUCUGUGAGCAGAACAAUACCUUCAGCUUCCACAGAGCUUCCUAGUAGUCCAUCAAAUAAACCCGCAGCCCGUAUAGGAAUGAUCAAUGCACAUCUUUCGGCUGUGCCUAAGGAAUCUACACCAGAAGGCCCUCAAAUUACAGGUAGUGUCGUUCCACGCACUCGACCUCCCAUCACAACCCAUGUCUUGGAUGUGGCUCGUGGUUCUCCAGCCUCCGGCAUGGAAGUACACCUUGAAAUGUGGAAGAACGCUCAAAAUAACCCAGCUUUCACUAACCGAGAUUCUACCAACUGGGUCACUAUAGGCACUUCGCAUACAAACACCGAUGGUCGGAGUGGUCCUUUGAUGAGCAUUGUCAAUUAUAUCACACCAGGCUUCUAUCGGAUAAGUUUCGACACAGGGAAUUAUGCGCCUUCUGGUUUCUUCCCUUACGUUAGCAUUGUCUUUGAGGUUAAAGAGAACCAGAAGUCGGAGCACUUCCAUGUCCCUUUGUUGCAUUCGCCUUUCUCGUUCACUACAUACCGCGGGAGCUAGGCUGUUCCUCAAAUAAGAGAUUCCAAGUACCGUAUGUGUGGUUGAUUAUAGCAGCAGCAUUAUGAAAGCUGUUUAUGUUGUAAUGUUAUUGGUUUUGAACAGAUCAUUGGCCUGUCAUGGUAGAGCAAUUCAGAUCACUCUUACUGAAAAUUUCUCUAGCUUGCUGCUUUGCCGACGAUGCCAGAAUCGCCAAUUUCUUACGGCACUAAGAUUGAGCAGUUUGAUUUAUCCGCGUCUGGAGAGUAGUUUGUUC
This is a messenger RNA of Ananas comosus (pineapple), 1306 nucleotides long. Its product is annotated as uric acid degradation bifunctional protein TTL. The record is from RefSeq and is a predicted model, not a curated record. Bases 52 to 1053 code for a protein of 333 amino acids. Gene Ontology annotation, molecular function: carboxy-lyase activity; hydroxyisourate hydrolase activity. Gene Ontology annotation, biological process: purine nucleobase metabolic process. The transcript has 6 exons. Lineage: Eukaryota; Viridiplantae; Streptophyta; Magnoliopsida; Poales; Bromeliaceae.